This is a messenger RNA of Penicillium paradoxum, 780 nucleotides long. Its product is annotated as putative allergen. Gene Ontology annotation, molecular function: IgE binding. Lineage: Eukaryota; Fungi; Ascomycota; Eurotiomycetes; Eurotiales; Aspergillaceae. The transcript has a single exon. The record is from RefSeq and is a predicted model, not a curated record. Gene Ontology annotation, cellular component: extracellular region. The coding region runs from base 1 to 780 and encodes 259 amino acids.
AUGCAGUUCACCAAGUCUCUCAUGCUUCUGGCAGCCCUUGCCACCAGCACCCUCGCCGUUCCCACAAGCCUUGAGCGCCGCCAGGCCGCAACCUCCGCCGCCUCCUCUGGCAGCUCCAGCGGCGGCGACUGGACCUCCACACCCUCCAGCGGUUCAUACUCAACCGACGGCUUCGGCGGCAAAACCAGCUCCUUCGGCUCCGGCGAGACCUACGCCGGCAACGUGGGCAACCCCUACGGCAGCAACAUCAUCCAAGUAUCCGCGUCCAAGGCCAGCGAGUACAAGUACGUCGCACAGUUCACAGGCUCCAACACCGACUCCUGGACCGUCGCCAUCUUCAACAAGUACGGUCCUGACGGCAAGAUGACCGGCUGGUACGGCAACGCCUGCCAGACCUUCACUCUCGCCCCCGGCGAGACCAAGUACGUCGCCUUCGACGAGGACUCCAACGGUGGCUGGGCUGCUGCCUCGGGCUCCACCAUCCCCACAGACAGCAAGGGUGGCUACGCCUCCACCUGGGGUGAAUUUGACGUCGGAUCCGCCACCAACAACGGCUGGUCUGGCUUCGAUGUCUCGGCCAUUGCCGCCCAGAAUGCCGGUAUGUAUGUCUCUGGUAUGAAGAUCUGUGAUGCGCUCGGCACGGUUUGCUCGUCUAUGACCAAGGACGCGGCCAGAGUCGAUAACGCUUACACUUCUGCUGAGACUGAUAUCGGUGGUAUCGGUGCUAACUUGGGCUCUGGUCCGGUUCGCAUGGCUGUUACCAUUGACUACAGCGGUUAA